CAGCUGCCUCCCUAACAGCACAGCUGUGUUUGGCUGCAGGGCUAAGGGCACUGUCAAGAGAGACACACCACUCUCCAGCAGCAACAGAAUCACCACCAUCUGCAGCAGCAGCUGGACAAACCACCAUUCACAAGGCACUUUGAGAACUUCAGGAUGAAAGUGUCCCCAGUCUUUGCCUGCCUAGCUCUGGGCCUGGCCUUCAUCCUUGGUGAAGGAUCUGCCUCAGACCAUCGCCAGCUUGAGGCGGCCCAAAUGGUCACAGAUUUUGGAGUGAAGGUGUUUCAGCAGGUGGCCCAGGCCUCCAAGGACCAUAAUGUGAUUUUCUCACCUUAUGGGGUGGCCUCAGUCCUCGCCAUGCUGCAGCUAACAACCACAGGAGAAACCAGGCAGCAGAUCCAAGCGGCAAUGCAAUUCGAUAUUGAAGAGAAGGGCAUGGCCCCUGCCCUUCGUCAACUGUACAAGGAACUCAUGGGGCCAUGGAACAAGGAUGAGAUCAGCAUCGCCGAUGCCAUCUUCGUCCAGCGGGAUCUGAAGCUGGUUCAAGGUUUCAUGCCUCACUUCUUCAGGCUGUUCCGCACCACAGUCAAGCAGGUGGACUUUUCAGAGAUUGAGAGAGCCAGGUUCAUCAUCAAUGACUGGGUGAAGAGACACACAAAAGGCAUGAUUAGUGACUUACUUGGUGAAGGGGCCGUGGACAGUCUGACACGCCUGGUACUAGUGAAUGCCCUGUACUUCAAUGGCCACUGGAAGACACCCUUCCCAGAGUUGGGCACCCACCACCGCCUCUUCCACAAGUCCGAUGGCAGCACUGUCUCGGUGCCCAUGAUGACUCAGACGAGCAAAUUCAACUACACUGAGUUUUCCACCCCUGAUGGCCAUUACUACGACAUCUUGGAGUUGCCCUACCAUGGCGACACGCUCAGCAUGUUCAUUGCUGCUCCUUAUGAAAAAGAGGUGCCUCUCUCAGCCCUCACCAACAUUCUGGAUGCCCAGCUCAUCAGCCAGUGGAAAGGAAAUAUGACCCGUCUGCCCCGCCUCCUGAUUCUGCCCAAGUUCUCCCUAGAGAGUGAAGUUGACCUCAGGAGGCCCUUGGAGAACUUGGGGAUGACCAACAUCUUUAGUCCAAGCCAGGCGGACUUCUCGACUUUUUCAGAUCAAGAGCCUCUUUACGUAUCGCAGGCACUGCAAAAAGUGAAGAUCAAGGUGAAUGAAAGAGGCACGGAGGCAUCCUCCUCUACAGCCAUUACCGUCUCAGCCCGAAUGGCCCCUGAGGAGAUCAUCAUGGACAGACCCUUCCUCUUUGUGGUGCGGCACAACCCCACAGGAACGGUCCUUUUCAUGGGCCAAGUGAUGGAACCCUGACCAUGUAAAAAGAAGUUCUCAACUCGGACAGAACUGGAGAUGUAUCAGAGAAGAAGAAACUGCGAAGAAAAGAACUUUUAAUUAGCCUUUCUGGAGAAGAGAAGAUAUUCGCUUUUUUUUUUAAAUGGUAACUCUGCCUUUUAGACCUCAGCCUCUCCAAGGGAGAAAAGGGGACCUUUCGAUAAAACUCCCCAGUGGAGAGACCCUAGCGGGGACCGCUGAAGCAUUGCUCCCCGGAGGUCUCCAAAUCCGACUGUAAAACUCUCAGAGCCACGUGUGCAGCUGCUUCUGCCCAUGGCUCUGCCUUUUCGGGUCUUCAGAUCUGGGUCCCACUGAGGCCCUGGCAGAUGGCACCGCAAGGCUUACAGGAGAAACUUUCCAGUCACGUUGCCCUAACUUUUGCACUGUCUGCCACUGCUGAGGAGGCUGGCGUCGGGCCAGAGAAGACCAAUGGAAGAAACCCCUUUCAUUGCAAGAUGCAUCCUUCUCCAGCACAGGAUGCUGCGACCAGCUGCAGGGUCUCACCCUGGCCUGGCUGUCUCCCUCCCCAGAAACAGUGAGCAUCUAUCAUUUUGGAGUGUAGGUGACUUGUUUACUUAUAGAAGCAGGUUUCUGCUUCCCACAAACUUUAUUUUGCAGGAAUAGAGGAAGGUGUGCUCUAAUCUCCUAGUGGGGAGGGUAGGAUGACAGAGGUGUGCUUGAAUAUUUAUCACAAUUCUUGUGUGCUUGUUAGAGAGAACGAGGACUAUUUAACAAAAAAGCAUAUUAUUUAAACUUGCUUAGUGUUCCUUUGUGAUCUGUGUGAUUGCAUCUCAGGAGUCUGGUCACUUAGCUGCCAUACCCCUCUGGGCGGCGAGCGUGAGGGGCCCACACUGCCACCUUGUGGCUGCCUGAACCCCGUCGCUCUUCUUUCCUUUCCUUUCCACUUGAUGGAUUAGGACUCCUGCCAAGACUACCCAACUUCCCACUUUAGGGACCCAAAGGAUGUGGUGGGUGAGAGAGACUAGAGUGAGGACAGAGAGAUUUUAAAAUUUUCCAAUGCAUUUAGGAGCAGGAGUGCAAAGGGAUGCACGACCUAGCAGGACAGAACUUUCCCCAAUUAUAGGGUGACUCACAGCUGCAUCGGUGACUCACUUCAGUGUGUCAUUUCCGGCUGCUGUGUGUGAGCGGUGGACACGUGAGAAAGGGAGAGAGAAAAUGAGGGGGAAUGAAAGAGAGACAGUGAAUUCAGUCUUAACUACCCUAGCUAGGUAAUUUUCCUGAAAACCAGCUAGCUAAGGGGUAUGGCAUGAAGACCAGUUUGUUGAAAAACUGCACACAGAUGUCAAAUGAACGCAUCCUACUAGAAUCCUAGUCAUCCCAAUGUGUUCUUCAGCGAAAAAUCUUGGUCCUUUGUUGUUGUUUUCUUUUUUCAUUAUGCACUGGACGGUGACAGCCACAACUAUACUCACAAGGAGACCCAAAUGUAGGGGCCAAUGUUUUUGAAAUUGUGUUGGAUUAUAUGCUUUUUCACUUAUGAUAUAUAAAAAGUAAAAAUGUUUUUUAAAACAAUAAAAUAAAUAAAUAAAAAGAAUAUUCCAAAAA
Myotis davidii is the source of this 2946-nucleotide messenger RNA. It is a transcript of the gene SERPINE1, whose product is annotated as serpin peptidase inhibitor, clade E (nexin, plasminogen activator inhibitor type 1), member 1. Gene Ontology annotation, molecular function: serine-type endopeptidase inhibitor activity. Gene Ontology annotation, biological process: negative regulation of endopeptidase activity; negative regulation of plasminogen activation; negative regulation of vascular wound healing. NCBI's taxonomy places the organism in Eukaryota, Metazoa, Chordata, Mammalia, Chiroptera, Vespertilionidae. Bases 154 to 1362 code for a protein of 402 amino acids. The record is from RefSeq and is a predicted model, not a curated record. The transcript is spliced from 9 exons.